AUGGCAAAGUGUCGUGGCGUUCUAAGGGGGAGGCCUGUGUUCAACAAUGGAACUCUUGCGGCUGAUGAUGAUGAUAUAAUUAUAUGCAACGAAGACAUGGUGUACCUCGUCAUCAUCAUGACCGUUUCCACAUGUCUCACAGAUUUUCCUUCCUUCAGAGUGCUAAGGGAACCGCUAGUCCAUGGCAAAUGUGUGAAUGCGAGCGUUGUCGUGUACAUAAUGAACUCUAUUAGUUCCAGCUCCAGUUCAUCAGCUGGAAAUAACGCACGAACGCUCGGAAGCAUAAUGACCUUCCGC
Iphiclides podalirius (scarce swallowtail) is the source of this 297-nucleotide messenger RNA. NCBI's taxonomy places the organism in Eukaryota, Metazoa, Arthropoda, Insecta, Lepidoptera, Papilionidae. The record is from the annotation of a GenBank genome assembly.